UUGGUGCUAAGACUGGCAGUUCUGACUGAAGCUGCCGACUACGAUGCCAUAGAAACGUCUGGGAAUGUACCACGUCCACGGUUUAAUCGGGGUGCUCUGCUAAACGUUGGCUUCCUGGAGGCGAUACGCUCUCAGAUAGCCUUGGCUGAACUAGGCUCGUCUGGAUGGGACAAAACUGUGCGGUCUGCCGACUACCUCGCUCUUCACGAUGUUGAUCUGCUACCUGCUGACCCUCAGCUCAACUACUCAUGGCCACUUAUCACUCCUAAUGACGGCGAAGCUGGUCACGGUGGUUGGGGCAGCCCGCUCCACUUGAUUCCUCACUACCUUCACCCGCGGUAUCACUUCUAUCGUCAUUAUCUGGGCGGCGUUCUUCUCAUUACAACGGAUCAGUUUAUCCAGGUCAACGGGAUGUCUGAUCGCUUCUGGGGAUGGGGCCGCGAAGACGAUGAGUUGCGCCUGCGUAUCCUCAAAGCUAAUCUGAAGGUAAUUCACUCCUAG
Molecule: messenger RNA, 501 nt
Organism: Protopolystoma xenopodis
Lineage: Eukaryota; Metazoa; Platyhelminthes; Monogenea; Polystomatidea; Polystomatidae
Source: the annotation of a GenBank genome assembly